UUAACCAGUCUUCAUUUUCUGCUCAUACAUGACUUCACGAUCAACGUUUCACAAGUUGAGCAACUUCAAAUCGUGAAAUUUCCAGUCCCAGUCGGCAGACCAAGAUGACGGAAAGCUCCGCGAACAAGCUGCUAAACGGAGACGCCUGUCACCGGACCACAAAUGGUAGGAAAUCGACUAAAAAUGGCUUCGUGAAGAACCAUUGCCUGUUUCAACAGCAACAGAAGUAUCGUCGUCCCAGGGGGAAGAACCAAAAUGUCACACACAACUCCAGCCUGUACAAGAAGCCCUUUUUGGAAUCGUUUGAGGAGACUCCUCUACUGGUGGCCGUGCUCACCUACAUGGGCUACGGCAUCCUCACCAUCUUUGGCUACCUCCGAGACUUCCUUCGCAACUGGAACAUCGAGAACUGCCACGUGGCUCAGGAGCGAGAGGAGCAGAAGGAUUUUGUCCCCCUCUAUCAGGACUUUGAGAACUUUUACACCAGGAACUUGUACAUGAGGAUUCGAGACAACUGGAACCGACCCAUCUGUAGUGUCCCCGGUGCUAAGAUGGACCUAGUGGAGAGAGUUUCCCAUGACUACAAUUGGACCUUUGAGCACACAGGCAAAGUGGUGAAGAACGUCAUCAACAUGGGCUCAUACAACUACCUCGGCUUUGCUGAGAACACGGGGGCUUGUGCCGAUGCUGCUAUCGAGUCCACACGAAAGUAUGGCGUUGGAGUGGGCAGCACUCGCUGUGAGAUGGGGAACCUAGACAUCCAUGAGGAGCUGGAGCAGUUGGUUGCCAGGUUCCUGGGUGUUGAGUCAUCUAUGGCUUUUGGCAUGGGCUUCGCAACCAACUCCAUGAACAUUCCUGCUCUCACUGGGAAGGGUUGUCUUAUUCUGAGCGACGAGCUGAAUCACGCGUCACUGGUGCUGGGUGCCCGCCUGUCUGGCUCUACAAUUCGGGUCUACAAACACAACAACAUGCAAAGCCUGGAGAAGCUGCUGAGAGAUGCUAUUGUGCACGGACAGCCGAGAACCCACCGACCCUGGAAGAAAAUUCUCAUUGUGGUGGAGGGCAUAUACAGUAUGGAGGGGUCCAUUGUGCGUCUGCCAGAGGUCAUUGCUCUGAAGAAGCGCUACAAGGCGUAUCUGUACCUGGAUGAGGCCCACAGUAUCGGGGCCCUGGGACCUAAUGGUAGAGGAGUGGUGGACUACUUUGACCUGGAUCCAAAAGAUGUCGACAUCAUGAUGGGAACAUUCACCAAAAGCUUUGGUGCUGCCGGAGGAUACAUUGGAGGCAAAAAGGAGCUGAUCGACUACCUGCGGCGCCACUCCCAUAGCGCCCUGUACGCCACCUCCAUGUCCCCUCCUGUGGCCCAGCAGAUAAUCACCUCUAUGAAGAUCAUCAUGGGCGAGGACGGGACAACACUGGGUGCUGAACGCCUGAGACAGCUCUCAAAGAACACCAUCUACUUCCGCAGGAAACUCCACGACAUGGGCUUCAUCAUCUAUGGCAACGAUGACUCGCCCGUAGUACCCAUGAUGCUCUAUAUGCCUGCUAAAAUUGGGGCAUUUGGUCGGGAGAUGUUGAAGAGAAACAUAGGCACAGUGGUCGUCGGAUUCCCAGCAACACCCAUCAUCGAGUCGAGGGCACGUUUCUGCGUUUCGGCUGCCCAUACCAGAGAGAUGCUUGACACAGCGUUGGAGGCCAUCAGUGAAGUGGGCGACUUGCUGCAGCUGAAGUACUCCAGACGUGAACAGCCUCUACCCUCGCUUGGGUGGGUGGCUGAGGAGAGCCUGCUUCAGGACUGAGCCACAUCAUCCGCUUUCCUGUCAUAUCAAGCCUCUGGAUGAUAAUCAAUCACUUUCAUUCGCUUACUUUUCCUUUUCUUGGCUGAUAUCCCUUUUUGUUAUUUGUUAUUUUUUUUGUCGCUCUUCCUCUGAGCCAGUCUCUCCACCCCACUUCGCCAUAUCUCCUAUUACACUCCCUUGGACUCAAACCAAAGUCCACCCUGUUUUGAAACCUGCACACUGGCAUUACUCAUUAGCCUGGGUGCAGUCAGGACCUGUGCAGCUGGUUUCUCCCAUAGUAGGGGAAGACCAAAAUUACCCACAUUUCUGUAUGUGUCCGCUGUAACCAAUUGCAUUCAGAGCCUUUUUUAGUUUGUCCUAACUUAUUGUGAAUGCAUCGGUCUAACGUCAAGUCUUAUUCCUGUGUGCACAUUAUAUGUGUAUUUUUUGUUUUGUGCAAUAAUAACAAUGUGGACUUUUUUUGUAAUUCAAACAACCUAUUGCAAAGUAGACAGAUCUUUGUCAAGAGUUCCUACUUGUGUGCUUGAAGAAAAAGAAAUCUGAUCAUAGCCGUUUUGCUAUGAUGAACACACAAGGAAAAAAUUAAAUAUGUAAAUAUUAUUUAUCCCGAAGUUGGUGAUUGCCUUAGCAUCCCAAACCUCAAUAAGAGAUACAUUACUUCACAGGAGUAACAUUAGCAUGUUGACUCUAUAUGUAUUUAUCUGAAGGCUUGUUUUUCUAAUCACUUUUACUUGAAUAGAGUAUAGAAUAUUGGGUUCUUUCCCUAACCAAAGGAUAUACUGUAUAUGUAUAGAUAUGUUUUCUACCUUUUCUCUUAAAAUGUAAAGCAGAUGUUCCAAAAGAGUGAAAACAGAGCAGGGAAAGAAUCCCAGGGAGCAAGACGAAGGAAUAUUUUUUACAGCUUAUUUUCUAGAAAUAUAUUUCAGCCUUAUUUACUGUUUACACCUGCACUCAAAAACUUGAGCACAGUCUCUUUAACAUUUCUAUAAGCUAAUGAGCUACAUGUGAUUUAUUUUUAUUUUUCUUCUGCUAAGUCCUUCUCACUCAAGUGCUUUCAUGUGAAUCAGCGCCGACACAGAUCUGUGAGCACGAUGACACGCUGUAACUGAGAUCUGUAUGUAUGACGAUGAUGCUCCAGUGCUUAUCUGAUAUACAGACGGCUUUAUUUAAAAUGUCUUGGUCACCGCUCAGCUAUCUUCUUUUUGUGAAAAAAACUAUUAUCUGAAAGGCAGCUCCGUGUGUGUGUGUGUGUGUGUGUGUGUUUAACUUACACGUUUUAAAUUCAGUGCUAGCACUACUGACAGGCAUUGUAUAUGUACAGAUGACGUAGUGAAGAGUUGCAAGAUUUGUUUGGGUAUGCUUCAGAUAUCAUUCUCAUAAUUUACGUGGUCAUCUUCUGGAAUGACAUUCCAUUUCAACCUGCUUUCAGUGUCAAGUGUUUGUUUUGUUUUACUGUUUUCAUCAAGACUUUUGUGUGUGAGGUCACCACAAAAGUGGCAUACAUGUACGACGUACAUACAUACCUGUUCGUGUGUGUUUAUGUUCCAUCACUUAAUUGAUGUGAAUUGGAGGCCGCAUCAGUGUACCCAGUUGGAAAGCUGGCCAUUGUCUGACAAUGUGACCAUUCCCAUAAAUGUUCAUCAAAGUGAUUCAAGUGUUGAAAUGCUUCUGUUGGUGUGUUUGGCAUUUUAGUGCAGAAUGACAACCUUUGUGGGGUCUCUUAACUGUACAUCCAUUAGACUUCAAUUGCAUUGUUCUUUGAAUGAGUCAUUCCAAUAUUUGUUGUUUAUUUUCUACAGAACAUGGAUUGAAUAACAACUCAGUGAUGCUUUUAAUAAAUAUAAUAUACCAGGUGGAACACACGACUAUGAUCUGGAAUUGCACUCUUCAGCUCUGACAUGAAACAUUUUCUUCUCGUCAAAGUUUCCUCUCAAGCUGUCUGCAGCACCACGCAGUUUGUUAAGGCUCUACGUUUCUGUCUAUGGAGGCAAAAAUGUAAUUGCAAACAGCAACAUUACUUUCUCUCAGCCAGGUUUCCCUCACUGAAACUGAGGAAUUAAAGUCAAGAGAUUGUUAAAAUGUUUGAGUUGCUUGGAAGCCUUUGAUGUAAUGUGACAUUUCCUACCACACAUACUAUGUGACUGACCUGCAGUGACCAUUGCAACUUUCUUAGUAGUUGCUUUCACCCUUGUAAUUGUAUUUUGGUUGAAGAUAAACCACUAAAGAGGAGUUUGUAAAGCCAUGAUGUUUGUUGACCAUGCUGUUAAACAGUGCUGAUUAAAUGACUUUAUUUGUAUCAAAU
This is a messenger RNA of Micropterus salmoides (largemouth bass), 4101 nucleotides long. RefSeq names its product serine palmitoyltransferase, long chain base subunit 2b (gene sptlc2b). The coding region runs from base 105 to 1799 and encodes 564 amino acids. NCBI's taxonomy places the organism in Eukaryota, Metazoa, Chordata, Actinopteri, Centrarchiformes, Centrarchidae. Gene Ontology annotation, molecular function: serine C-palmitoyltransferase activity; pyridoxal phosphate binding. The record is from RefSeq and is a predicted model, not a curated record. The transcript has 12 exons. Gene Ontology annotation, biological process: sphingosine biosynthetic process; ceramide biosynthetic process. Gene Ontology annotation, cellular component: serine palmitoyltransferase complex.